AUGAGUGAUGGAUUGAUGCGGCCGGUUCGGUUACCACCGGUUAUCUCGGAGGAUAAUGCAAUUGAUAUCUACGACGGAGAUACUUCGACGGAGGAGGAUUCACUGAUUUGGUCGGCGGAGUGUCGUAUUUGUCAGGAGGAAUCCGAUAUUAAGAAUCUCGAGAGCCCAUGCGCUUGCAAUGGCAGCUUAAAGUAUGCUCACAGGAAAUGUGUUCAACAUUGGUGCAAUGAGAAGGGAAACACUAUAUGCGAGAUCUGUCAUCAGCCAUACCAAUCUGGAUAUACCUCUCCACCACCUCAACUUCAGUCUGAAGAAACUACUAUUGACAUUGGUGGAGGAUGGACAAUCUCAGGUUUGGAUUUACAUGAUCCACGCCUCUUGGCGAUCGCAGAAGCUGAACGCCAGAUUUUAGAGUCGGAAUAUGAUGAUUACACAGCUCAAGAUACCAGUUUAGCUGCAUUUUUCCGCAUAUCUGCUCUUAUAAUGAUGACUCUUCUACUGCGAUACGCACUGACUAUUCCAGAUUAUGCAGAUGGUGAAGAUGAGGACCCUUCUUCAGUACUUUCUCUUUUCUUAUUCCGAGCUGUCAGUUUUCUCCUUCCUUGCUACAUCAUGGCAUCAGCCAUUAGUAUGUUGCAUCGGCGAAGGCAAAGACAGGAAGCAGCGGCUUUGGCCACCCGGUUUGCGUUGGUGCUCAGCUCACAUCAGCCUAGAGCUGUGAUUAAUUAUUUGUCGAUGGAGCCGUGA
Messenger RNA from Thlaspi arvense, 747 nucleotides. Lineage: Eukaryota; Viridiplantae; Streptophyta; Magnoliopsida; Brassicales; Brassicaceae. The record is from the annotation of a GenBank genome assembly.